Messenger RNA from Vitis vinifera (wine grape), 1830 nucleotides. RefSeq lists its product as uncharacterized. The record is from RefSeq and is a predicted model, not a curated record. Lineage: Eukaryota; Viridiplantae; Streptophyta; Magnoliopsida; Vitales; Vitaceae. The coding region runs from base 1 to 1830 and encodes 609 amino acids. The transcript has a single exon.
AUGGCUUCGAUUCAGGAGGAUAUAGCUAGCCUCGGUCGGAGGAUAGAUGGGCAGCAGGCUCAGCAGGUCCCACCCCAGGAUGGCGCCCAGUAUGAUCCUACAGUGCUACCACCCCCUCCACCCAGUCAGUUAGCACCACAGGCUAUGCCGUUCACUCUGCAUAGUCAGAUCGAGGUUGCCCCGCCUCCUGUCACCGUGCCUACCCCGACCUCAGAAGACCUGCAUGCACCCAUGGAUAGACUUGAGCAGAGGUUGAGACAGUUGAGGACUUCAGACAGAGCCAUUACUUGGGAGGAUCUUGAUGGAGCACUAGUGGCCAGUUUACCGGCCAGGUUCAAGAUGCUAGAGAUUGAGCGAUACACGGGGAUUAGGUGCCCCCGCAUCCAUUUGAGGCUUUACAGUACGAUCAUGAGGGCUCAUGGAUUGGACGAGGCUCAGAUGAUUAUGCUUUUCCCCAUGUCCUUGAGUGGCGCUGCACAACGUUGGUUUGCUUCUUUGGAUGUAUCACGUCGUCAGACUUGGGAUGAUCUGGCCGAAGAGUUCUUGAGACAGUAUGCAUUCAAUACUAUAGUUGACGUAUCGAGGAGGGAGCUCGAGGCUCUUAGGCAGAGAUCAGACGAGUCAGUUUCUUCAUUCAUUUCCCACUGGCGCGGGAAGAUUGCCGAGAUCAUUGAUAGACCUUCAGAGAGAGAUCAGAUACAGAUGGUCUUGAGGAGUUUACAGCCCAGGAUCGCUAGGCACAUAGUCGGGGUACCGUUCGCAAAUUUUGGCUCAUUGGUUCUGGCUUUAUACGAUGUCGAGGACGGCAUCUCGAGAGGAUUGUGGACGGAUUCUUCUCCUAGUGAUAUUAAGGGGAAGAAGCCCUUUGUAGGACAGAGGUCAACGGAUGUAAGCGCCAUUGGUUCUUCUAGUCAGAGGCCUCUCAGGUGCCAUCAGCCAAUCCCACAGCUUUCCGAGCCUCAUUCUUCCUAUGCACCUCAUCAGUACAAGUCACGGGCACCUCGUCCAGUUUAUGAUCAGACACACAUGCCGCAGACUUUAGCUUUGCCUUAUUAUGCCUCCCAGGGCAUUGAGAGACCCCCGGUUUCCUACAUGGCCAUAGGACAGUCAUGCUAUGCUACUCAGUUCACUGCGAGACCCACAACGCCUUACCCCCGACCUAGAGCUCAACAGACUUCUGCUCCAUUUGCUUUGAGGACACAUAGACAGUUCUCGCAGCUAGGCAUGCCGUUGAGCCAGGCUCUUCGGAAGCUUAUAGAGAUAGGGUUGUUGACUGCUCUCACUCCUAGGUCGCCGCCUCAGCCGAUUCUGCCUCAAUUCAGGAUGGAUCUGCACUGUGCAUACCAUCAAGGGCCUGGACACGAGACCAAUCGAUGCAGCGCUUUGAGGCAUGCCGUCCAGGAUUUGAUCGACCAGGGUUUGAUACACUUGGGUCAGCUGAGUGUGACCACGAACCCGUUACCUGCCCAUAACACACAUGUUGUCCCUCCACCAGCCGAUGACAUUCAUUUCUUAGACUUUGAUGAGAUCGAUAACCACAUCCACAUGCUGAGUGAUGACGAUUCAGACCUAGAGCCCAUCAUGCCAGAUGUGAUUUAUGAGAUGAGUGGGGUGACUCUAGGUCUUCGGAUGCCUGCUCCAUUCCGAUUAGUUCCUGAGGCGGCGUCGGUGCAGGCUGCCACCCUUGAGCCAUUGAUUCUGCCACAUUAUAACGUCCAUGCGCCAUUCAUCUUGAUCCCGAAUGUUGAGGAGGUUCAAGCUCCGCAUGUUGAUGAUUCUCAGACUCUGGAUGUUCAUUAUAUUCUCCGAGGAGGUAGAGUGAUGCGAUAG